CACCAAAUCCUUCCCUCCGAUGUCCUCCCUCUCCUCCCCUGUUCCUAGAGCCGCCGCGCCGACGCGAGGAAGGAGCGAAGCAAGAGAAUCUCACCUCACCUCACCACCACCCUCCCCCCGCGGACGCAGUCAACGCGGGAGCCGCAGCCUCGUCUCCUCCCCACCUUCCCGUCGCCGUCGGCGCCGCUGCCACCGCACCGGCGCGGUGCGUACCGGGUCCGCGGGCCUCUCGCGAAGGCACCCGAUAAGCCGCCUCCACCUAUAAUAAACGAGCAAACAAGGCAGGCGACAGCAGGAACCGCGCCGGCCGGCCGAAUCCACCGAAGCGCGCCCCCAAUCUCAUCUGGCCGCCUGCCCGACACGCUGGGAUCUUCCUUUCCUUAGCCUAUCGGUCAACGCCGCGGAUUUUAUUCCUCUUCCCCUCUUCCCCUUCCUUCCUUUCCUUCCUUCCCCCGGGGCUCCGGAGGUUUCCGUAAACCCGUCGUCCGUCGCCGCGCGCCCCCCUCUUCUUUCUCGCAGGUAUCGACGACCAACUCCUUCAUUCCUACGUCCCUCAGCACAGCAGCGACCAAAUUGGGAUUUUUGGGGGCAUUCGGAUUGUGCAUCAGUUUGCUGCCUUUGAGCAUUUGGUACCUGGUCGGCUGGACUCGAGGAGUUCUGCUUAAGGAACUCCUCUGUGAGGUUUCCUUGGAUUAUGGGAGCUUUCUGUUCUUGCCUGCAACCCGAUUAUUCCGACGACCAUGGGAACCACACGUCCUCGGCGUUUAGGAACUGUGUGUGCCUCAGAUGUUUUACCCAGCAGCUCAUCAAUGCGUACACUGUUUUAUUCCGAGCUGGAGCAGUUCAUUCUGUAUCUCAAGCUAUAGAAGCCACUCCUGUUGAUUCAGCUGAAAGUUCCUUUGAUACAUAUCGUUCACCCCCAAGACCGCUGCCCUAUGAUGAUCCACGAUUUUCACCUCCUGCUCGUAACUGGUUAAGGCAUGAAACCCCAAGCCAUUCCCCAGAGGAGUCAGAACCACUUCGAGCAAAUGAUGAUGAGGAGGAAAUGGAGACACCAAGUAGAAUAGACAAGGCAAGUAAAACAAACUAUGACACAAAAAUGAAGAUAUGCAGCUCUGCUUAUGGAGAUAAGGUGCCACCCAAGGAACAUGGAAGUUACUUUAGCUACUUUUCCCCAACUGCUGAAGAUGAAGAUGUCUGCCCAACCUGUCUUGACGAUUAUACUUCUGAGAAUCCUAGGAUAGUAAUGCAGUGCUCACACCAUUUCCACCUUGGCUGUAUUUAUGAAUGGAUGGAAAGAAGUGAGGCAUGCCCUGUAUGUGGAAAGAAAAUGGAAUUUGACGAGACAACUUAAUCAUCUGGCUGGAGUCUACAUCUUGGAUUAACAACCUCAUAUGGCGGUCUGAAAACACAGGUGGUCUAGCCGCAGCAAGCUCUCUGUAAAUACACCCUGUAAAUAUUGAAUCGGUAUUGCGCUCUUUGCCAUACCAGUGUUCUUGAAAUUCUGGAUCGGUGCACAUAGACAUUCUUUUACGAUUUCUUCCAAAUAGUCAGAAGGUGAAGGUUUCCCCUUCACCUGUCUGCGCCCCUGCCUCGACAAGGCUUAGAGGCGCUGUGUUUCUCGGUGAUAGCAUCAUCGGAAAGCUGUAAAUUCACGACCUAUGUUGAUAUAAUCAUAUGAAGGCCCACGGUUCGGUUCUGGUGGUGGUUGCAAUAAUUAUUUGGCUUCGGAUAA
Molecule: messenger RNA, 1735 nt
Organism: Setaria italica (foxtail millet)
Lineage: Eukaryota; Viridiplantae; Streptophyta; Magnoliopsida; Poales; Poaceae
Product: E3 ubiquitin-protein ligase At3g02290
Exons: 5
Coding region: 695-1354 (219 amino acids)
Molecular function (GO): ubiquitin-protein transferase activity
Source: RefSeq, a predicted model, not a curated record